Messenger RNA from Gossypium raimondii (Peruvian cotton), 1707 nucleotides. RefSeq names its product probable carboxylesterase 16. NCBI's taxonomy places the organism in Eukaryota, Viridiplantae, Streptophyta, Magnoliopsida, Malvales, Malvaceae. The coding region runs from base 209 to 1414 and encodes 401 amino acids. Gene Ontology annotation, molecular function: hydrolase activity. The transcript has 2 exons. The record is from RefSeq and is a predicted model, not a curated record.
ACUCAGAAAGUUCCUAUUCGAAUUUUUUCUGGCUAUUAUCACAGCAGCCAUUAAAAAGUCCCCAUUUGACGCCUUCAAGACUUUCAACGAAUUGAACCCUUCUAUCUCCGAUCGUCAUCAAUGGCGUCAACGUUAUCCCACAAGUUUUGAAUUCCAUUCUUCUUCGAAGUUAUCUAUUUUGUUUACCAUUUUAUUGUUUUCAUCAAAGAUGCCUAGCUUAGCGGUAAAACUCUAUAGCAUCUUCUUCAAGUUUCAGCAAAGAUAUAUGCUACAUAAUCUAACGCAAAAUCCUGUUCACGCCGUCGAUCCUUUUGGCAUAACUUCCCGGCAUGAAGAAUCGACGGCCGCCAGCAACCCUUCCUUCUACGAAGGGGUCGCCACGAAGGACAUCCACAUCGACCCUUUUUCAUCUCUCUGCAUCCGGAUUUUCCUUCCCGCCAUGGUGGUUAACUUCGAUCCGACGAAAAUAAUCGAAGACAAAAGCAAAGAUGGUGCUUUUAUUUACAGUGGCUACUCUCCUCAGGCUGGAACAAAGCACAAGAAACUACCGGUGGUAUUACAGUUUCACGGCGGGGCUUUUGUCGGCGGAAGCAAUGAUAGUGUAAGGAACGACGCGUUUUGUCGGAGGAUUGCCAAUCUUUGUGAUGUGAUCGUCGUUGCAGUCGGUUAUAGGCUGGCCCCGGAGAGCCGGUAUCCGGCGGCGUUUGACGACGGUUUGAAAGUGUUGAAUUGGUUGGCGAAGGAGGCGAAUUUGGCGGAGUGUGGGAAGUGGAUGGGGAAUGGGAAUGGGAGAAGGAGAGCGGAUGCUCAUGUUUUUGAUGGGUUCGGUGCAUCCAUGGCUGAACCUUGGUUGGCUGCUCAUGGAGAUCCCUCUAGAUGUGUACUCCUCGGGGUAAGCAGUGGUGCAAACAUAGCAGACUAUGUGGCUCGAAAGGCUGUUGAGGCAGGGAAGCUUUUGGAUCCUGUUAAGGUAGUGGCACAAGUCCUGAUGUAUCCAUUUUUCAUCGGAAGCAAUCCCACGGCUUCGGAAAUUAAACUGGCAAACUCCUACUUCUAUGACAAGUCUGUGUGCAUGCAGACAUGGAAACUUUUUCUGCCUGAGGAAAAAUUUGACCUCGAUCAUCCAGCUGCCAAUCCUUUAAUCCCUGGGAGAGAGCCUCCUCUGAAGUUCAUGCCCCCGACACUGACGGUUGUUGCAGAGCAAGACUGGAUGAGGGAUCGAGCCAUUGCUUAUUCCGAGGAACUUCGGAGGGCUAACAUAGAUGCUCCCCUUCUUGAAUACAAGGAUGCAGUUCAUGAGUUUGCAACUCUUGAUGUGCUCCUUCAGACACCACAGGCACAAGCAUGUGCUGAAGAUAUUGCUAUAUGGGUCAAGAAAUAUAUAUCACUCAGAGGCCAUGAGUUUUCUUACUGAAUAGAUAAAAAAAAAGAGAAGGUUUGCAUCUUUGCACAAGGAGGGAAUAUAGUUUCAGGCUGUGGAUUUGUUUAUUUCGAAUGCCUGUCGGUUUGAGAGGCCUUGUCCCUUUUUUGUUCAUAUUCUUUGGAUUUUCAGGUGCAAUUUCUUCCUUGUUAUAUAUAGUUCACUAGGAAUAUUCAUUUGUUCAUAUUCUUUACCUCAACAUUGAGAUGUCUUAUAGCGUGAAGGAAUAAGAAUUUGAUGCAGUCCACCAACAUUUAUGAUUUGAAUAUAUUAUCAGCUUGUUUAAA